Cloeon dipterum is the source of this 7153-nucleotide messenger RNA. RefSeq names its product spatacsin. The transcript has 30 exons. The record is from RefSeq and is a predicted model, not a curated record. NCBI's taxonomy places the organism in Eukaryota, Metazoa, Arthropoda, Insecta, Ephemeroptera, Baetidae. Bases 106 to 7095 code for a protein of 2329 amino acids. Gene Ontology annotation, molecular function: protein binding. Gene Ontology annotation, cellular component: dendrite; synapse; cytoplasm. Gene Ontology annotation, biological process: chemical synaptic transmission; synaptic vesicle transport; axon extension.
GGAUAUCUAAUAUUUGUUUCUUAAAAAAAUGUUGUUUUUAACUGCGUUAAAGUUUAUGAUUUUGUGAUCUGAUUUUGAAUCGUGUGGGCCAAUUAAUUUUUCAACAUGGACAGCCAGAAAUUUGCGAUUGCCGAGUUUGAUCCGCCACUGGCAACCGUUCGAGACGCCAAAUCCCUCAGCUUUUCCUACAAUUUAGACUUGAUUGCGGUCCUCAGCAAGGGAAAUGAAGGGAUUGUGUUUCCAUAUUGCCAUACCAACAGUCAGAAUCGCGCUGACGUAAUCUGGAAAUUAUCCAAACCCAUAAGCGACCUGGCUUUUUCUGAAGACAGCUCUGGAGAGUUGGUGGCUGUCCUCAAGGAUGGAGAUGUCCAAAUUUUCUCUUUCCAAAACAAAAAGAGAGCUGUCAUUCUCACAUCUAAAAAUUUAAGACAGGCUAAAUUUUUAGAUUUCUCUGCAGAGAAACCAACUCUGGAUGCGAAGGUCUUGAAAUUUUCCAGACAUCAAAUUAUUUUAUCCUGUCCUCCAUUCGGCACUGUUGUGUCUGUUGAGUGGAAUGAAAAUGGGAUUUGGGUCAAAGAUUUCAUCAUUUCCACAAAGAGAACAUUAAUUGACUCCAAAAUUUACGGCCAAAAAAUUUAUUUGCUGUCGGACCAAGGCAUUCUAGACAUUUAUGAUGCAAACACUGGGCAAGAAGUGAAUUGCAACAUUAAUUUGUCGCAGUUCUUGAAAGAUGCAGCUUGUCUAAUCAAGCUGGCAGUGACUUCAGAGAGCGUGGCUGUGACUGACUUAAACCAUGAGAUAUUUUUCAUCAGCAUGCAGCAGUUGCUCAUUAGAGACAAAGAAUCCUCAAGUGAAGUCAAGAUUGCCGCGCUAGAGAGCUGCUGCUUGGAGGCCAUCAGUUUCUGCUCAAGCGGUCUCGCAGUUUGGUACUCGCACCAGGCUGGUGGAGGAAUAUUUCGCGUUUACGAUCCCAGCUCUGGACGUUGUCUUAAUGAAGAAUUCCUGGUGGAAGACUCCAAAGUUUGCAUGCUUGGAUAUUUGGACUGCGCCGAUGUCUUCUUCUCCCCUUGCCACAUCAGACUGAAUUUGCAUGGUGUGCAGAAGAAAGAUUUGGCUCACAUGGUUCUGGAGCGAGUUGGUCACUCCUGCUUGAUCAGUAUGCUCCAGGGCGAUGGUUGGCAAGACAUAGACGUUGCACUGCCAGUUUUGACUGAGGGUUUGACUUCUCGACAGAUUGAAGUUGUCAGAUUUGCACUGAAACUGCACAAUUUAGGAUUUCCAAAGCACCUAAAACCCAUGUCAACUGCGAAUAAUCUCACAAUCCUGUGUGCCAACCUGGAACAAUUGCUGCAAACACUCGUGUCUAGCAUUGAGGACAAUGUCUCGAGCUUUGAUUAUGCUGAAAGUCUGCUCACGCUGAGUCUCAACCACUUUUACAACCUCCUUGGCAGCAUUUACAAGAUUUUAGACAGUAACGCUAAAGGAGCGGACUCAGACUUGCUUUCCUCACUUGAGAAAAAUGUCAUGAAGAGUGUCGUCUUGUUGCGAUCGUUUCUCUAUCACCCUCCUAAGCUCCAAUCUAAAGCAGAAAGCAGCAAACCCGUGCCUAAGGAGCUUCAGGAAUUGAGUCCACAGAUGCAAGAGAUUUGGAAUGAGUGGAAUGAAUUACCUGAAGCUGAGAUUAUCAAGCAGGCAGUUGAGAAAAAUUGCAUUCCCAUUGCAAACACGUACUUUGCUAAAGCAAAGAGGCAGCCCCAGAAAAGCUUUCAGUCCCUGUAUGACAGGGUUACAAAUGAUUGGGUCAUGGAACUUCUAAAAUCUGGAAAAGUGGAUCAAGCUGAGACAAUUCUAACCAAGAUGGGUAAAGUGCCACUGAUUGAGCUAAAAAGACACUUUCUUGACACCUUUGAUGACAAGCUGCAGGAAAUUUUGUUUCUGCAUCUUUCUAACUUGGAAUCUCUGUCACACGAGGAAUUGAGUGCUGCAAAGUUUUUGAGGGAUGUGAAGCAGAUCCUGUACAAGUAUUUGGUGCCAAGAAGUGACUUGAGAGAUGAUUAUGUGAGAGUUUCGCUUGGUUUUGUGAUUGCCCAGUCAGAAUUAUGGCGAAAGAUAGUAUUGGCUGAACUGUUUUUCUGCUGCCAAGAAUCCGAAUUCAUAACACGAAUUGAGCCAGAGGCCACCUGGAAUUACCUAUUGACCAUCAACCAGCCAGACCUUCUAAACCUUUGGGUUGACCUGUGUUUUGGUUCAUCUCCCCCUGAAAACUUGGCAGAAGCAAUUCAAGCCAAACUUGACUGCAAGUCAAAUUUUCCCGACACGCUGCUGUCCCUUUUCAAAAAGUGGACGGUCAAUCUGGAAAUGGUUGAAAGGGUCACGACAGCAGACUGCUUGACUUCUACUAAGGAUCUGGUGUUGGACCACUUGAGUUCGCUUGGAAUUUUCUGCUCGGUGGACAAGAUCUCCAUCAGCUCCAUCCUCACGCGAUUUGUUCGAAGCAAGAACCUGGCAAACGUGAGGACGGUGCUUGAGCUGCCCACGUCGACUGUUUCGUGGAAAGCGUUCUCAAAAAUGCUCAUCAAAUUCAGCGCCCACUACAAAAUCGCACCUCUGAUGUUCUCUUUUGUUACUGAAGACAAGGAUCUGUGGGAAACCAUUGAAAGCUGUGAUCUACCAGAAACUUCCUUGAUCUGGCUGCAAGCUUGGUAUUCCAUGGUUCAACUAUCGACUGAUUACACCACUGAAAACUUUAUCAAGGCCAUUGAAAAGAAUUUAGAGCUGUUGGCCCCUGGGGAUGUUCAGAAGUACUUGGAAGAACAGCCAAUGAUUGCCAUGGCGCUGAUUUUGCUGAAAAAUAAACACAAUUUUCAAGAAAUUUUGACCGGUUUGUGCGCAGACCUGAAGGCGCCUCUCACGCAGGAAGUUGUUGAUUCUGUCAAAAGAAGCUUUCCAGUUUUGGAGAUGAUUUUGACAGAGGAAACUUGGAACGAGUGUCAAAAACCGGAUGUGACGCUUUAUGAGCUUCUGGAGCGUGGAUCUGCUUUUGAUGUACCAAAGCUUUUCGACUGGCAAGACAGUAACAGAAGGUCUGAUGAUGAGACUCCCUCAAAAAUGCCCAGCUUUUCAAAAGGAAGUCCCUAUGAGAAGUAUGCAAACAACCAAUUCAUCAACUACGAAUACUACAUCAAGCAGGGCCGACCUUCAUUCGCAUACUGCUCUUUCAUCGUUGAGGAGUUCCGGCAAUUUAAAAAGCUCAGCAAAGCAAGGAUCAAGCAGGCGUGCAAUGUGGCCCAUGGAAUUGCACUGGGCCAAUUUUGUUGCCAGUCAAUCGCAGCAGCAUGUAUAAGUUUCAUUGAAAUGCUCGGACUGUCUUCAGAAAAAGCAAGACUGCACGUUACCACUGGCGCAACGAUUUUGAAGAAUAUGCCUACUGCACAUUCAAAGGAAUCGAUUGGAGAGCUGAUGAACAACUUGCUGGUUAAUAGAGAGGAGGCUGCUUCAAAAUUAUUAGACCUCUUGGAAACAUCACUGGUCCCUAAUGAUCUGAACCAAAUCAACACGUUCAUUCCAAUUAAAAAUUGGGCAGUGGCUGUUCGGCUCUCCAAAGUUCACAAUUUGCCAAUGCCAGAGUCGCUUCUCAAGUUUUACUGCCAAUCAGGCAUGUGGCUGCACUUCGUAAUUUGCCUUGAUCUUUAUCAGUACUCCGUUGAGCAGGCCUUCCACCUUGUUGAGCUGAUUGAGUCAGAAAGCACAAGAAACCAUCUAAAGCACUCCUUUCUUCGAACAUCUCAAAGUCCAGUAUCAAAAUUCGUGUCACCAUUACAGCCUAGAGACAUCAGGAUGUCGCUGUACUCAAAAAUUGGUGUAACUGAGAAGAUCAUUCAGCCGUCAUCAAGCAACAGCUCUGCAGAUGGAUCGUCGCUCUUGGCCAUCAGUUGGAGCAGCGAGAACUCGCUUGUUGGUGACAUUGCAGCCACCUCACAAUCAGUCGCCCUUCCUGACUUUGAAAACGAUCUUUUCCGCUGCAUUUUGGCAUGCCAUUCUUACAUCAGUCCACCCCACGCUUUUCUCGAGGCCUGUCUGUACCACAACAAUCCCUUUCUGGCUGUCUUGGCCUCCUGUUACGAGAGUUGCUCUCUAGUUGACUGCCUUGGGGUUUGGAUCGUCUCGUCCCUGUCCAAACAAGGAAAAGAAAUUGUCGCGCAAGAAAUUGGUGGCAGUUUAUCUGUUUGGAAUGAAAACAGCAUUCCACUCUUGUUCCUCUCGGCACUAAGGACUAAUCAUGUUGUAACCCUUGCUAUUAGUCUGGAUGUUUUUCUACCAGAGUGCCCUUUGAGAGUGUUGGUCAAAUUUAUCAAAAACUGCGUGGUUGACAAGUGCUUUGACGAGGCUGUCGACUUGAUUCAGAUCUUCAAAGCCCAGUGCCAAGACCUGCCAGUGGCUGUGUCUGAAGACACUCCUCACGCUUUUCUGAUGCAGAGGACUUGGGUCUACAGAACUUCAGUAAAAAUCGUAUGCACUGCAUUGGCGAACAACUUUUCCUCCUCCUACAACCAAUAUAAAUUCCUUCAGGCCUUGUGCAAAAGUUCCUUCACAGAAUACAUCACAGUUGAGUGCCCUGAUUUUACGCACCUGCUGCAACUUCAGAAGUGUCUCUUGCAAACCGGCGUCACGAUUGACUACACUACUCUCUGUGUGGCAAGAAGAGGCUCAGAAAAUGAACUGCAGGCUUGUCUUCAAAGACUGGUUGAUGGCAGCUUUUUCACGCAAGCUUUGGAAAUGGCCCGGAUAGCAGGGCUCCCAAAAGAACCUGUUGUUAUAGCUCAGUGGAAAAAGGCGAUCAAUGAGAUAAACAGCACGGAGGAAAAUAUUAAAAUCUGGAAGGAAUGCCAACUCGCGUUUGUUGAGGCUAAAAUUCAGCCUCUUGUUGCUGCUGAGUUUUUCCAUGAGCACGUUGAAUCCAGAAAAAGCUUGAUAGAGAAAUAUCAAGUUCUGCAGUUCGCUCAUAGUUGGUACAGCCUGUCGAAGCAGAUGAGCGUGAGGAAGAGACAGGACUGCUACAUCACCAAGGCCAUCGAAGUUGAGCUGGAAAUGUGGCGCACAAGACUGAAGAUUGAUGGAGAAUGCGAUGUUGAUGCUCCUUUGAAGCCAAAGUUGUUCUGCAAAACUAGAAAGGAGCUCUUUGCUGAAGCUGGCGUUGGGUAUAUAGAUCUGGAAACCAAGCUGGAGGAUGAAAACGAGAUCAAAGCCCUGGAUGCGGUAAUAGGAGAGCUCCUGGACCAGGGACGAGUUGCGUCUGCUUUGCGUUUGGAAGCGCUCUUCUGUCACAAGAAUAAGGACCUUGGGCUGCUUGUAACUUGUCUCAGUUUGGCUGAGAGUGAAAUUAUGCCGUACCAGCUAAGCUCAGAGCAGCGAAUGAUGAUGGAACAGUCGUACGCAUCUUCCAGUAGUUUCCGAAGACGGCCGCUUUACUCCUUGCGAGUUUCCUCGUUGGCGUCCAUGUCUCUCAGUACGGCUGGACAGAGCUCCAAUGGCUCAGAGUUUGUGGAAAGUCCUCCCAAAGAAAAGCAAGAGGUUCUGAAUGCAAUUGAAAAGCUCACGCUGCGGUUGCAACAUGGCAAAGCCAUUGGAGAGAGAAUUGCAGCGUGCUACAGGGUGUCAAUGAAUAUUGACAAACCUUACAUUGACAUAAUCACCGUGGAGGACACUGUAAGCUACAUGCGAGCUGAAAUAUCAAAAGACUGCCCUAAUAAAUUUGCGUUGGCGUCAGACCUUUCAAUGGCUGGGCAAAUCUCUAAAGAAGAUAUGGCCGCUUUUCUGAAGGAUGAAAUUUUGGCUGCUGUUUCUAACAAGAGUCCUGUUCAAGGAGGAAUAUUCUGGGGUUACGAGUUGGACAGCAGCUUUCAUUUAGUGCUUGAACUUUCUCCCGAUCCAGUCUUGUUAGGAAAGCAGCUGUUGGCAGCUACAAGAGAUUUGCGUGACUCGUCCCCUUCAGCAAACAUAAAAAAGACUCAUGGUAUUAUGGUCGAGUUGCUGAUUCGCGCUCAUGACUGUUUCACGGCGGCUUGCGAUAUGGAGGGAAUUGAGGAGGUCCUUUUGAAAACUAGGUCAUUCAACUCGCAUCUUCUGCAGCACCAGGAGUGGCAGUUGAUGGUUCGCCUCGUGACUGGAAUCAGGAGAUACAAUGACAUGGUUUACAUAUUUCAAAUUCUGAAGGAAAACGACCAGUUUGAAUGCCUCUUGGGCAAGGGAAUGGAUAAGGUUCCUGGCUUGCAAACGGCUCUGAUCGAUUUUGUGCGGAGCAAAUGCGGCGAGAACCGCGACCUCCUGCAAAUCGUGGCCCUGCACUUCCGGCUCUACACUGAAGUGGCUGAGAUUUGGGAGGCUGAGGCGAAGGACACGAUCGGUCGGUUGCUCAGCAUGACGGCCGUCGAGUUGGGCAUCGCGAUUACUGCGACCAAGUAUAAGCCCAAGCCGAAGCAGCCGACGCCGGAGGUACUAAAGGGGAGCACUGACCUCGGCUUACACCUCAAGUCGGCCAUGCAGAGCUACACACACGCAGCAGAGUACUAUCUGCAGGCGAACAAGCUGUCCAAGGCCAUGGAGUGUGCCAGCCAGGCUGAACUGAUUGCCCUGCAGAUCUCUUUCACCAUCGGCGUCGCCAAUGGACACACGCUCGACUGCCUGCUUGGACAGGAGCAAGCGCAGGUGUCCAUCCUUGUGAUGAAUCGACUCACAUUCCCUCAAGCUGUGAUCGUUGCGAAAGCGUACAGCCACCCCGUUGAUUGGGGUUCAACCCUUUAUCACCAUUGUGUCUUGAAGAAAGAGCAGCAAUACCUGACAGAUUUUAUGAAGGCCAUGACCCUGACCCCCGCCCUUGUUGAAGAUAUUUCCAAAAGGUUUCAAAACGAAUCAAGCAUAAAUUCCGACAUGGCCAAAAUGAUGAAGCAAAUUGUCAACAAUGUAAAGUCAGUCGAGGUGAAGUACCGCGUCGCAAGCCAAUUGGGAUUUAAAGACAUCCUGGAAAACAUGAUAUCAGGAGCGGAUCUGCCCUAUUUGAGAGACACUGUGUGGAGAAGAGGCACGAAACACUAUUAACCACUAGUCUGAUGAAUAUGAAAUUAUAUUUUAUAAUAAAAUCUUGUUGUUAUCCGUA